GUUGUGUAGUAGAGGGUAGAGGCUGGGGUUGGGGGCAGUCACCACUUUCUGUCCAGUGCUUGUCUGUGGCAGUUCCUCUUGGUCGUUCCAAGCGAACACUUGUUCUGUUCGUUGUCUUGCUCUUGUCAGUGUUCAGACGACAACUCUAUGGAUUUUAUGUGACAUGCUUGACAAAUAAAACAUUGUGGUCUAAUAAUGAGAACAAGCAGCACUCAAGCAGGUAGCCAUAGCUACCUGUUGUAUGGAUUUGUUUCUGUUGCUUUAACAGUCCUUAUAGGAACAGAAUGCACGGCUUCGGAUGUACUACAAUGUUACAAAUGCUCCGUGACUGUGGAGAGGUAUGUGAUUGAUAACAGAACUAUUGUGACGCCGCUGUGUUCCAAAUUCGAGGAAUCAUCUCAAUACAUGGUGGAUUGUCCAUAUUCCACAAUGUGCUUGAAAACCAUAUCAGCUUUGCAUUUACAAAAUGGACAGAAACAGGAAACCGUCACUCGUGGCUGUGCCCAACAAAAGAAUACAACUCAGAUUUUCCGCAAUAAACAAUGGGAGCAGGAACAUUCAGUACAGGAAGUGUACGAGGAAGGUUGCACAGAGAUCAAGACGAACAAUUUGGCGGGAUCAACAAAAACGCAUUGCUAUUGUAGGGGAGAACUGUGUAAUUCAACGGAUCUGCUUAAUGUGAACAACUGGUUACUGAUUCUGUUGACUGCCACAAGCAUAUUGCAAUGUUUGCUUGCUACUUAAACCUGCCGGCUGCAUUUAGAUCAAUAUAUUUAGUAUUUAUGUAUAUCGAAUACUUUGUGUAUACUCAAUUUUCAGUUAGAAAUCCAAUGCAUUGCAUAGCUCCUUGUGAUAAAUAAAUAAAAUAUGUGAGAUGAUCGUUUACAUGUUGAA
Messenger RNA from Drosophila willistoni, 894 nucleotides. RefSeq lists its product as uncharacterized. Bases 196 to 744 code for a protein of 182 amino acids. Gene Ontology annotation, biological process: sleep; regulation of synaptic transmission, cholinergic; positive regulation of voltage-gated potassium channel activity. The transcript has 4 exons. NCBI's taxonomy places the organism in Eukaryota, Metazoa, Arthropoda, Insecta, Diptera, Drosophilidae. The record is from RefSeq and is a predicted model, not a curated record.